This is a messenger RNA of Photinus pyralis (common eastern firefly), 3042 nucleotides long. RefSeq lists its product as uncharacterized. The transcript is spliced from 2 exons. The coding region runs from base 1 to 3042 and encodes 1013 amino acids. NCBI's taxonomy places the organism in Eukaryota, Metazoa, Arthropoda, Insecta, Coleoptera, Lampyridae. Gene Ontology annotation, molecular function: nucleic acid binding; zinc ion binding. The record is from RefSeq and is a predicted model, not a curated record.
AUGGCGACGGAGAUGGGAUCAAAACUCGAGAACGUUUUGGACCGAAUUUGUAAUGUUUUACAAGAUUUACAUGAAACGCAACGAAAUUCCACGGGAACAGGAAAUGCAAUUCCAAAACGGAAGGUACAUUUUCACUCCUACGAUGAGACAAACGAAACGAUGGAAAACUUUAUCGAUCGAUUAGAAAACUAUUUAGAAAGAAAAGAAAUCGCAGAGGAUAAGGAAAAGGUGGGAAUGCUGCUUGAACUUAUUCCGCCGUCAGUAUUCCAAACGCUCACAAAUUUGACAGUUCCGGAAAAGCCAAAGGCAAAAACCUACGACGUAUUAAUUAACUUGUUGAGGACACAUUUGAGCCCGAAGCCGAACGUAUUUGCACAGCAACAUCGCUUCGCAGUGCGAAUACAGAAUGAGAGUACCGAUUGUGGAAAAUCGACCAUCGAGACACAUUUGCGGACACAAUUUAUUCGUGGAUUACGUGACGACGAUAUUCGGCAGGAGUUGUUGCGUCUAAAAGAGGACACAAAGUUCGACGAAAUUGUACGGGAGGCGACAGCGAUUAACACAUCAAAAAUUGAAAGCAGAGAAAUCCAGAGAAGCCAGCAAACCCAUAGUGAGCCUGUUAAUGCAGUGAAGGAGCAACGAAAAUGGAAAGCGUACGGAGGCCGACAAAAAGUUAACCCGACAUCGUCGACAGAAACUACAAGAUUUGACUUCACGGGAAAAUGUUACAGAUGCGGCCACGAAGGACACCGUGCUUUUAGAUGUUCCAUGAAAGACAAAAUUUGUGCGAAGUGUAAGAAGGUAUGCCACAUUGCCACCGUUUGUAUGCAGGGGGGAAACAUUAAAACAGUUCGACAAGUAACGCAAUCCGAAGAUAAUGAUGACAUCGUUGAAGACGAUCAAUUUGAAAUGUAUACGAUUGGAAAUAUUUUUCACAUGCACGGCGUAAAAAGCGGAGGGAGUGGCAAGUUUAUGGUGAACAUCCAGGUGGAAGAGAACAAUUGUGAAUUUGAACUGGAUACGGGGGCAGCAGUUUCGACGAUGUCUUACCGAAAUUUUUUGAAGGUGUGUCCUGGGCUCUCGAUUUCCGACACAUCUUCUCGAUUGAGGACUUACUCUGGUGAGAUAAUUGAGCCACUGGGCACAUGUAAUAUUACGAUCAGUUUUGGAAACAAAGUAACCAUUGGGCGCUUAUUUAUUGUGGGAGAUGAUGUUGACUCUAUUUGCGGCCGACAGUGGAUUAGGAUCCUGGAUCUUCAUAAACGUCCGCUGAAUGACUUAGAAAUUCACGAGGUCACGGUCACGCAAGCAAAUUCCGAUGAAUUGUUGAAGUCGUUUUUGAAGGAAUUCGGCGAUGUUUUCGAUGAUAAAUUAGGUCGAAUUCCAGCGAUGGAGAGCAAUUUACAAAUGCUAGAGAACACCGCACCAAAAUUUUGGAGAGCUCGACCAGUACCGUAUGCCUUGAAAGAUCGUGUGAACGCUGAAAUUGAUCGACUAGAGGCGAUGGGCGUGAUUGAAAAGGUUGUUCACAGUCAAUGGGGAACACCCGUGGUUCCGAUUGUAAAAUCUGACGACUCCAUUCGUUUGUGUGCGGAUUACAAGGUGACAUUGAAUCGAUUUUUGAAGGAUGACAAGUACCCCAUUCCCAGGAUCGAAGAUAUUUUUGCGAAAAUGAGCGGGGGAAGAUUUUUCUGUACACAUGAUGUCAGUCGCGCGUAUCUACACAUGCCUGUUGACGAACAUAGCGCAAUGUUGCAAGCCAUAAGUACUGAAAAAGGGGUUUACAAGGUCAAUAGAUUAAUGUUCGGAGUAAAGACUGCACCCAAUAUCUGGCAGCGCUUUAUGGAUCAACUACUGCACGAAUUGGAUGGGGUAGCCUGUUUCUUUGAUGAUAUAAUCGUGCAAGGAUCAACGAUGGAAGAAACUAUGCAAAGAUUAAGAAACGUACUGAAGAAACUGCGAGACAACGAUUUGCACUUGAAGAAGGAAAAGUGCCAAUUCUUCAAGUCGAACGUGAAGUAUUUGGGCCAUCGAAUUGAUUCGAGGGGCCUGCAUCCUCUGGAUGAUAAGACCACUGCGAUACGCAAUGCUACAACACCUACAAACGUCGAGGAACUGCGUACAUUUUUGGGCUUGAUAAAUUAUUAUCACCGUUUUAUACCCGAUCUGGCUACAAAGAUAAAACCGUUGAACAGUCUCCUGGGAAAGGAGGUUAAAUUUAUCUGGUCAGAUAAAUGCAAAAAGGCGUUUGAUAUAAUAAAAAAAGAAUUGACCAGCGACCGGGUUUUGAUGCACUAUGACCCGAAAUUGCCAUUGAUCGUGGAAACUGAUGCAUCAUCUGUUGGUCUCGGUGCCGUGUUAUCACAUAAGAUGUCCAAUGGAAUGGAAAGACCAAUCGCCUUUGCAUCCCGAACAUUGUCGAAAAGCGAACAAAAUUAUAGCCAAAUAGAUAAGGAAGCAACCGCAAUUUUUUGGGGCAUUAACAAAUUUUUCCAAUAUUGCUACGGCCGGAAAUUUGUAUUGCGCACGGACCAUAAGCCGCUAGUGACGAUCUUUAACCCCGACAAGGCACUACCAACGCUUUCAGCAAUGCGAAUGCUGAAUUACGCAAUAUACUUGUCAGAAUUCAAUUAUACAAUAGAGUAUCGGAGCACGCACGAAAAUUUAAAUGCAGAUUAUUUUUCACGUUUCCCAGAACCAACAAAGAUUGCUGAAGACGAAACGAGCAUAUUUCAAACGAAGCAGAUAGAGUACAUGCCAGUAACACGAGAACAAAUUCGACGAGAAACUAUUAAAGAUGAAGUAUUGCGUAAAGUUUGCCACGAACUGGAGAGUAGUUCAUCGAACCCGAACGAAACACAAACGAAGUAUAACAUGCACGAUGGAUGCAUUUUCUAUGGUAUGCGCGUUGUCAUCCCAAAAUCACUGCAACAAACAGUUUUGAACGAAUUACACGAUGCUCAUUUGGGAAUGACGAAGAUGAAGGCUAUGGCACGUUACGUUACUGUUUUUGGAAUGGUAUUGAUGCCGAUAUUGAAAUGA